AUGAAUAAGACAAAUUUAUUGUUAAAUUAUAGUCAUGAUAUAUUCUAUUCUAUUGCUAUUGCUUCAAUGGUAAUUAGUAUUAUAUCAACACUUACUAUUCUUAUCUCUGUACCAUAUUUAAAUGUUAAAUUAAAUAAAGAUGCAUUUUUAAUUGAAGAAAAUAGUUUAAAAUUUAAAGAAAAUUCAGAUAAGAUAUGGAAUUAUUUGUCAGGAAGACAAUUUGAGGAGAUAGAUGAUCCUUCUAUACAUAAACAGGGUAUUCUAUUUUUUUCUAGAAAACAACGUUCACCUGUUUUUGAGACAACUACAUGUAAUGGUUGUGCUUCCUUAUCCUGUCCAAGUGCUGGUCCUCCAGGAUUAGCUGGAGAUCCAGGACUUGAUGGAGCUCCUGGAGCUAGUGGUAAUACAGGUGCACCAGGAAAAGAUGGUUAUGAUAUUGAGGCAACAUUUGAAGAUGAACUUCCUUGUACAAUAUGUCCAGCUGGUCCACCAGGUAAUAGAGGUUUUCAAGGUGAAAGAGGAGCACCAGGAUUAGCAGGAGCAGUUGGUGAACCAGGUGAAGCAGGAUCACCAGGACUUGAAGGGAUAUCUGGAAAACAAGGUCCACCAGGAGUAAAAGGUAUUCCUGGUUUCUCAGGUCCUAAAGGACAACCAGGUGAUACUGUUAUUAGUGGUGUUGGUAUUAAAGGACCUAAGGGACCACCAGGACCAAAUGGAUUAAAAGGUCCACCUGGAUUACGUGGUAAAAAUUCUAAUAUACCAGGAUUACCAGGAAAUCCUGGAGCAACAGGAGCUAUGGGAUUAUCUGGUUUACCAGGAAAAAUGGGAGGUAUUGGAGAUUAUGGUAUGCCAGGUGAACCAGGUGUACCAGGAACUUAUUGUGCCUCUGAUUGUGGUGUUAGUCAAAUACUUGCACCAGAUAUGCGAAUAACUAAUGGAAAUAUAAACAAACAAAUAAACAUUCAACCAUCAGGUUCUAUCUAUGAACAAAAACAAGAUAAUGAAGAAAUGCCAUAUUAUUUUAGAAAAUCAUGGUAA
This is a messenger RNA of Strongyloides ratti, 1038 nucleotides long. Its product is annotated as Collagen triple helix repeat-containing protein. The record is from RefSeq and is a predicted model, not a curated record. Bases 1 to 1038 code for a protein of 345 amino acids. NCBI's taxonomy places the organism in Eukaryota, Metazoa, Nematoda, Chromadorea, Rhabditida, Strongyloididae. The transcript is spliced from 2 exons.